AUCGGCGCUUCACUUGGUUGGUUGUGUGGUGCGCAUGCUCUGUUUAGUAGCCGGUUAUGGCGGCGGCGAUGUGUGUUUGUCCAUGAGGUGGAUGAGCGCGAGCUAUUCUCACCGACUGAACCUGAACGAAAGCAUUGAUGGCGGGUGUAUUCGACAUCGAUUUGGAUCAGCCGGAGGAAAAUGUCUCCGAAGAUGAGCUCGAGGAGGCUCAGAUCAACGAUUUCAUGGACCAGUGCAGCGGCUUUGAAUUCAAUAUGGACGACUGUGAGAAGAUUGAGAUAUCUGAGGACAACGUCAACCAAGGAAAAGAGAACAUCAGGCCGGAGUGUUUUGAGCUGCUGCGGGUGCUGGGAAAGGGUGGUUAUGGAAAGGUUUUUCAAGUUCGAAAAGUUGCUGGAGCAGCAUCGGGGAAGAUAUUUGCCAUGAAGGUUUUAAAGAAGGCUAUGAUUGUACGCAAUGCUAAGGACACGGCCCACACCAAGGCAGAGAGGAACAUUCUGGAGGAAGUGAAGCAUCCUUUCAUCGUGGAUCUCAUCUACGCCUUCCAGACGGGGGGCAAGCUGUACCUCAUCCUGGAGUACCUCAGUGGACGUUGGCCUUUGCAUGAUUUACAUGAACACUUAAUGGGCCUCCUCUGCUCAUUGCAUCUAACCAUAAUGUAUGUAAUAGUGCCUACAACCUGUCCACCAUCCCUUCCUGUCUGCUCUAGAGUUACAGAGAAGAAUGCACACUAUGGUGGAGAGCUGUUUAUGCAACUGGAAAGAGAGGGGAUUUUUAUGGAAGACACCGCCUGCUUUUACCUGGCAGAAAUUUCCAUGGCUCUGGGCCAUCUGCACCAGAAAGGCAUCAUCUAUAGAGACCUGAAGCCUGAAAACAUCAUGCUUAACAACCAAGGCCAUGUGAAACUGACUGACUUUGGGCUGUGUAAAGAGUCCAUUCACGGCGGCACAGUCACCCAUACUUUCUGUGGCACCAUAGAGUACAUGGCUCCAGAGAUCCUGAUGAGAAGUGGACACAACAGAGCAGUGGACUGGUGGAGUCUUGGAGCGCUUAUGUACGACAUGCUGACUGGAGCGCCACCCUUCACUGGUGAAAACAGGAAGAAGACCAUUGACAAAAUCUUAAAAUGCAAGCUGAACCUCCCACCCUACCUCACACAAGAAGCCAGAGAUCUCCUGAAAAGGCUUCUGAAGAGAAAUGCCUCAUCAAGACUUGGAGCAGGGGCUGGAGAUGCUACAGAGGUGCAGGCUCAUCCCUUCUUCCGACACAUUAACUGGGAAGAGCUCCUGGCCAGGAAAGUGGAGGCUCCAUUCAAGCCUUUCCUGCAAUCUGCUGAAGAUGUGAGCCAGUUUGACUCCAAGUUCACCAGCCAGACACCAGUAGACAGCCCAGACGACUCUACGCUUAGUGAAAGCGCCAACCAAGCCUUUCUGGGCUUUACGUAUGUUGCUCCAUCAGUACUGGAAAAUGUAAAGGAAAAGUUCUCAUUCGAGCCAAAAAUCCGCUCACCCCGACGGUUUUUGGGGAGCCCAAGAACACCAGUCAGCCCUCUCAAGUUCUCUGCCGGUGACGUGUGGCCCCGGGGCCCAUUGAUGCCCGGCGGAUCCUCUCUAUGUCUCCAGUCGCCACAGGAGCAGGUCAUGUAUGUGUCAACCCCAGAACAGAUGGAUGUGCAGGCCAGCUCUGAGGCCUCAGCCCCCCUACCCAUCCGCCAGCCUACUGGGUCCAACCUGUCCCAGUUCAAACAACAGGCCUACCCCGUCAUGGCCAAGAGGCCCGAGCAUUUACGCAUGAACCUAUGACCAGCAGCUCAUCUUAGAGGAUUUUUUUUCUUUGUUGAUAAUUAUUCUUUAUUUUUUAAGCUAAGGACACUAGAGACAAUGAAACUCUAAAUUUCACUUCUACACACACACACACCAUCACUACCUGAAGUAUCCCCAAGGCUGUAACCUCCAGUGUGCUGCAGCUGAGCUCGGCAGACUCGGCCACUCCCUCAGGUCCCCUUGACCUCUGCAGCCUGACCCCUAACAGGACUGGACCAGCGGGACGGGGCAUCACUAUGGAUAUUUAACUUUUUUUUUGUUAUUACUCCAUCCUACCACAAAAAAAAGGAAUGAGAUAAAACGUAUCAAAUGUGACCCAUCACAAUUCACAGUAACGUGCCGUAUAUAAAACAUCAUCCAAAGUCCUUCAUGUUAGAUGAUUAACUGCUGAUGAGGAAUGAAUUGCUUCCACUGAACACUUGGGAGAUUUGACAGUAUUUCUUGAAGGUUGCUUCCUGGCUCAGGAUGAAAUCAUACAAAUUAUUGUUAAUUGAAAACCUAUAUGAUUGGGAGGGGUAUCAAUAAGCUGAGUUUCUGAAUAUAGCUUUGUCUUAAGUAUUUUACAAAAGGGAUUCAUCUACUGUGCUAUGUCAAUUCAUGAGGGCCUCAAUAAAAAUACAUGUUUACUUUUUACAUUUUGAAUUACUAA
Messenger RNA from Oncorhynchus keta (chum salmon), 2472 nucleotides. Its product is annotated as ribosomal protein S6 kinase beta-1-like. The record is from RefSeq and is a predicted model, not a curated record. The coding region runs from base 138 to 1802 and encodes 554 amino acids. The transcript has 16 exons. Gene Ontology annotation, molecular function: ATP binding; protein serine/threonine kinase activity. Gene Ontology annotation, biological process: signal transduction; protein phosphorylation. Lineage: Eukaryota; Metazoa; Chordata; Actinopteri; Salmoniformes; Salmonidae.